This is a messenger RNA of Oncorhynchus masou masou (cherry salmon), 4431 nucleotides long. RefSeq names its product cell division cycle and apoptosis regulator protein 1-like. Gene Ontology annotation, cellular component: nucleus. The record is from RefSeq and is a predicted model, not a curated record. Lineage: Eukaryota; Metazoa; Chordata; Actinopteri; Salmoniformes; Salmonidae. The transcript has 28 exons. Gene Ontology annotation, biological process: regulation of DNA-templated transcription. The coding region runs from base 150 to 4262 and encodes 1370 amino acids.
UGGAUCUAUCGUCGCCGGUGCAUUCACAGAGCAGGAAAGUGGAACAGCAGUGAGGACAAGUUGUUUCUGUAACGUUAAUGUAAUUAAAAUUUUACAGGAUAUAAACUUAAAUUGGUUUUGUCAAUACACCUAAGCUCGAGCCUUGACUCAUGGCACAGUUUGGGGGACAGAAGAACCCACCGUGGGCGGCCCAGUUUGCUGCCACAGUGGUGUCCCAGCCCGGCCACUCAGGACAGUCCCUGGACCUCAACAGCAUACACUCUCUAGGUGUGCAACAGCCAUCUCUCUUGGGUGCGUCUCCCUCUAUGUACUCCCAGCAGUCAGCCCUGGCUGCAGCCUCCCUCAACUCCCAGUCGGCAGCCGCUAACUACCAGUUGUCCCAGCAGGCUUCAGCCCUGCAGCAGCAAGCCGCAGCUGCCGCCGCUGCAGCACUGCAACAGUCUCAAAUGAACUCGGCCCUGCAGCAGUAUCAGCAGCAGCAACAACAACAACAGCAGCAGCAGCAGCAACAACAGCAGCAACAGCAGCAGCAACAACCUCCUCCACAGCAGCCUCCUCCUCAACAGCUCUAUAAUGUACCCCAUCAGCAACAUCAACAACAUACAGACUCAUACGGGCAACAUCAACAACACACAGACUUAUACGGGCUCCCCCAGCCUCAGCAAGCGCUGAUUUCACAGAACUGGAGUGGUGAAAACAAAUUCCCGCCCCCUGUGGCUCUCCCCACCAGCCUCUCUCUGUCCAACCCCCAGCAGACAGCCCAGAUCACCGUGUCCUAUCCCACGCCUCGCUCUAGCCACCAGCAGCAGAGCCAGCAGCAGAGCCAGCAGCAAAGCCAGCCACAGAAGCAGCGCGUCUUCACCGGCGUGGUCAACAAGCUGCAUGACACCUUUGGCUUUGUGGACGAGGACGUCUUCUUCCAGCUCAGUGCGGUGAAGGGGAAGACCCCCCAGGUGGGCGACAGGGUCCUAGUGGAGGCUGUGUAUAACCCCAACAUGCCCUUCAAAUGGAAUGCCCAGCGCAUUCAGACCUUACCUCAGCUGGCCAACCAAUCGCUUCAGCAGCAGCCCCAGUCCUUACCUCCAGUUCCCCCACAGCUAAGCAGCUUCUAUGCUGACCCGGGGAUGCAUCAGCGCUACUCAGACAUGCACCCCGUUGGCAUGGACAGCAGACAAAAUAGUCAGCCUGGAGGCCCCAACAUGAUGAAACCGGGUCCCAACAUGCCCCAGUCUCUGCCUCCCCCCAACACUUUCAGUGUACAGGCCCAGGGCCCCCCUCCCCUCCUCCAGGCCCAGUUCUCUGCUGCCUCCCUGGCCCCGCUCCUCCUGAACCCCCCUCCGCCCCUGCUGUCACAGCCACCACCCAAAGAUGUGUUCACAGGAGGUCUGCUCCAGCCCCCAAGGAGGAUGAUGCCUCAGCCAGUCAGGCGCCUGGACCCCUCCCCCCGCUUCCCCAACCGCAACGACCGCCCUGAACUCAUCCUCAGGACCAAGGAUGAACGCAGUCGUGAAAGAGACCGUGAGCGCAGGAGGUCCAGAGAGCGCUCUCCCACGCGUAAACGCUCCAGGGACCGUUCUCCGAGACGUGACCGCUCCCCCCGCCGCCCUCGCAAGGUGGUGCCUCGCUAUACUGUCCAGUUCUCCAAGUUCAGCCUGGACGGUUCUAACUGUGACAUGAUGGAGCUGAGGAGACGCUACCAGAGCCUGUACAUCCCCAGUGACUUCUUUAAUGCUGUGUUCACCUGGGUGGAUGGCUUCCCCCUGCAACGACCCUUCCAGUUCGGCAACUACUGUAACUUCCACAUCAUGCACAAAGAGGUGGACUCUCUGGUCAAGAACACUGCUGUGCUGGACCCACCUGAUGCCAACCACACAUACAGCGCUAAGGUGAUGUUGCUGGCCAACCCCAGUCUAGAGGAGCUCUACCAUAAGUCCUGUGCUCUGGCUGAGGACCCCCAAGAACUUAGAGAUGCUUUCCAGCACCCCGCCCGCCUCAUCAAGUUCCUGGUGGGGAUGCGGGGUAAGGAUGAGGCUAUGGCCAUCGGGGGCCACUGGUCCCCCUCCCUGGAUGGAGUGGACCCCGAGAAGGACCCGGCUGUGCUCAUAAAGACAGCCAUACGCUGUUGUAAGGCCCUCACAGGCAUAGACCUGAGUCUCUGCACUCAGUGGUAUCGUUUUGCAGAGAUUCGCUAUCAUCGCCCUGAGGAGACUCACAAGGGGCGGACAGUGCCCGCACAUGUGGAGACAGUGGUUUUGUUUCUCCCGGAUGUUUGGCAUUGUCUUCCUACCCGCUCAGAGUGGGAGGGGCUGUCGCGGGGACUCCGGGAGCAGCUGGCUGAGAAGCUGUCCGCCGAAAGGAAGGAGGCUGAUGGAGAACAGGAGGAAGAGGAGAAGGAUGAAGAAGAUUCGAAGGAGGUGACCACUCCGACACACUGGGCUAAGCUUGAUCCGAAAUCAAUGAAGGUGAAUGACCUUCGUAAGGAGUUAGAGUCCCGCUCCCUGAGCUCUAAGGGGUUAAAGUCCCAGCUGAUUGCCCGUCUCACCAAGCAGUUGAAGGUGGAAGAGCAGGUGGAGGAGGCCAAGGAGCCCGAGUUACCGGAGAGCCAGGCCCCGGAGGAGGAGGCGCCUCAACUUAUGGAGGAGGACAGAGAGGAGGAGGAAAGGAAGAAGCAGGAGGAGUUGGAGCGCCAGCGCAGAGAGAAGCGGUACGUCCUGCCAGACGAGCCCACCAUCAUCGUUCACCCCAACUGGGCGGCCAAGAGUGGAAAGUUUGACUGCAGCGUCAUGUCUCUGAGCGUGCUGCUGGACUACAGACUGGAGGACAACAAGGAACACUCCUUUGAGGUGUCUCUGUUUGCGGAGCUGUUUAAUGAGAUGCUACAGAGAGACUUUGGCUACAGGAUUUUCAAGGCCCUGGCCUCUGUGCCCUGCAAGGAUGACAAGAAAGACAAGAAGGUGAAGGCUAAGAAAGAGGCGGGGCAGAAAGAGGCGGGGCAGAAAGAGGCGGGGCAGAAAGAGGCGGGGCAGAAAGAGGCGGGGCAGAAAGAGGCGGGGCAGAAAGAGGCGGGGCAGAAAGAGGCGGGGCAGAAGGGGGAAGUGAAGAAAGGCGAGGAGGAGAACGGAGAGCCGGCGAUGAAGAAGGCAAAGGAAGAGGAACAGGAGAGGAAGAAGGAGGGCGAGGAGGGGGGCGAGAAGGAGGGCGAGGAGGGGGGCAAGAUGGAGGGCGAGGAGGGGGGUGAAAAGGAAGAGGAGGUGCUGAAAAAGGAGGAGUCUAUAGAGGAGAAGGGGGAGGAUGAGAGCAACAACACCAAUGCUGAGGAGUACGACCCUCUUGAGGCCGAAGACGACGACGACGACGAUGAAGAUGAUAAAGACGAUGAGGACUCUAACGACAGGGACAGGAAAGACGACAGGAAGUCCAAAGAGGGGUCCUCUAAAGACAAGGAGAAGAAGCAGAUGGUGACCUACAACAAGGACCUGCUCAUGGCCUUUGUCUACUUUGACCAGAGCCACUGUGGCUACCUACUGGAGAAAGACCUGGAGGACAUCAUGUACACACUGGGGUUACAUCUGUCCAGAGCCCAGGUAAAGAAGUUGUUGAACAAGCCAGAGGUAAGAGAGUCGUGUUACUACCGUAAACUAACAGAUGCAGCUAAAGACGAGGCGGCUCCUUCCUUCAGUGAAUGCCUGCUGGACAACCUGCUAGGUAACCGUGCGUUGCUGCCCAUGUUUGUCUCUCGUGGCCAGGCAGCGCUAGCAGAUGCUAGUGAGUCAGGAGGAGGCAGCAGUCUGAUAGUGUAUAAUGGAGCCAUGGUAGAUGUGGGCAGCAUGAUGCAAAAACUGGACAAGAGUGAGAAGGCCAGGGAGGAGAUUGAGCAGAAACUAAUGGUGCAGGACUCCAAAAUGGUCGAGGACACCAAGCAGAUCCUCCAGCUGGUAUCUGCUAAUAGAGUCCUGUCUAAAGAUCUGGAGGAGGUGAAGGGAACCCUGGGCCAGACAGAGAACAACCUCAGGACCACAGAGGAACAGAACACGGUCUACCACAACCAGCUUAGCAAGACACUUAACAACCUGGGCAAUGCCAUGAAUGAACUUCAGGGAGUCCUCAAGAAGGAGGUUCCCACAGAAGCCACCCCUGACCAAAUAUCCCAAACAACCAAUGGUUCAGAUGAAUUAAUGAAGGAGUUGGACAAUGAAGGUUGUGCAACAGGGAUGAUGAUGGUGGUGAUGAAUUCCUUGAUGAGAGAAAAACUUGAGAAAUGAGCCCAAAGCAGCCUAGUGCAUUUAAUUUUUCUAUUGAAAAUUGACUAUGGUUGUCCUUUGCAGAAUUAAAGUGGUCAAUUUUAGUGUUUUAUUGUCUUUUUGUCCUGUAUCUUUAGAGCCUUUUUGUGUAUAAAAACUAAAAUAAACGUGUACUAGAUAUUUUGAUUUA